AUGCCUGGACUGAGCUGUUUCGGAGUCCGUCCCCAGCCUCACAACAUGCUGGCGCUGCUCGUCGCGACGGAGGGAUGCUCGGCGACGGCUGGGGGGGGAGGGGAGGUCGAGCGGCGGGUCCUCCGCCUCCACCGGCGGCUGUCGCGGUUCGACGACGCUCGAGCCGGAAACGUCACCCUGUGCAUCGAGCAGAAUUUCGCCGAUCUCAUCCAAAGGGUGCCAACCCGACUCUCGGCGUUGAGAUUCCUCAUUCCUUUCCCCGCGUUCAUUCCUGGUUGCAACCUGUCCUUUGAUGCUAAAUAA
This is a messenger RNA of Darwinula stevensoni, 303 nucleotides long. The record is from the annotation of a GenBank genome assembly. NCBI's taxonomy places the organism in Eukaryota, Metazoa, Arthropoda, Ostracoda, Podocopida, Darwinulidae.